Molecule: messenger RNA, 381 nt
Organism: Clunio marinus
Lineage: Eukaryota; Metazoa; Arthropoda; Insecta; Diptera; Chironomidae
Source: the annotation of a GenBank genome assembly
AUGGAGAAAAAAAGGAAGAAAGAGCAACAUUAUCUUGAGCUUCGAAUCUUCGCGAUGAACAAUAUGUGUUGCUAUCACAAAACAAUUUUCUUUUCAUUUCCUAUAAGAAAAGCUACACCAUUACCAUCUUUUUUUCUACUCUUUUUUGAAAAUGAAAAUGAAGCGGCUGUUGUUAGAAUGUGUAUAAAACGAGACAUUUGUAUGAUCGAAAACGCUUUCACUCAACGAAUACAGUUGAAUUUGAAUUUAUUAGAUAUUUCGUUUUCUCCUUCCUUCACCAGUGAAAUGGGACUUUUUCACAUAUUAUGUAUGUUUGUUGUUGAUGUUCUUGUUUAUAUGAGAAGGAAAACUUUUAUGAUCUUAAAAGAAACUCACACAUGA